Arabidopsis lyrata subsp. lyrata is the source of this 1893-nucleotide messenger RNA. RefSeq names its product pectin acetylesterase 8. Gene Ontology annotation, molecular function: pectin acetylesterase activity. The transcript has 13 exons. Bases 409 to 1602 code for a protein of 397 amino acids. Gene Ontology annotation, biological process: cell wall organization. Lineage: Eukaryota; Viridiplantae; Streptophyta; Magnoliopsida; Brassicales; Brassicaceae. Gene Ontology annotation, cellular component: plant-type cell wall. The record is from RefSeq and is a predicted model, not a curated record.
UUAUAACAGAAAAGAAAAAGGGUCCAAUUGAUAAGGAAAUAAUAAUGUCGGGUAAAAUCUGAAAACAUUUUGGUAUAUAAACACAUCAUCUUCUCGUACACACCACAAUUCUUUGUUUUAUUAGUAUAACUUUUUUUUUUUUUUUUUGGUUUCACGAAAACGAACGGAUCAGUGUCGGCUCUUGGGUUCCGAACAAAAAAAACAUUGUACGUCGGAUCCAAACAAAACGCGCGUUAUACAAACGCUUAAUUUCUCCGGGAUUCUUCUGCUUCCACCAUUGCUCGAAAAUCGCGUCUUCUGACAAUGUGCUGAAACUGAGUCAUCGUCCGAGUUAGCAAAGUGAAACUUCGAAGUUUCUCUUACACUAAUCUCAGGUUUGGGAUUUGGUAAGAAAACCGCGUUUACAAAAUGUUCAAGUUCAAGAAAUGGUUGAUUCUUUUGGUGUGUUCGUUAGUAAUAAUGAAGACAGAAGGACUCUUUGUUAAUAUUACAUAUGUUAGAAACGCAGUCGCAAAAGGGGCCGUUUGUUUGGAUGGAAGUCCACCAGCUUAUCAUUUAGACAGAGGUUCUGGAACUGGAAUCAAUAGCUGGUUGAUACAGCUUGAGGGAGGAGGAUGGUGCAAUAAUGUAACAAAUUGCGUUAGUCGGAUGCAUACUCGAUUAGGUUCAUCGAAGAAAAUGGUGGAGAACCUUGCUUUCUCAGCUAUUCUUAGCAAUAAGAAACAAUAUAAUCCUGAUUUUUACAAUUGGAAUAGAGUGAAAGUUAGAUACUGUGACGGGUCAUCAUUCACAGGAGAUGUGCAAGCAGUGAACCCUGCUACUAAUCUUCACUUCAGAGGUGCUCGAGUUUGGCUUGCCGUUAUGCAAGAGCUGCUAGCUAAAGGCAUGAUAAACGCCGAGAAUGCUGUUUUGUCUGGAUGUUCAGCUGGCGGGUUAGCUUCGCUGAUGCAUUGUGACAGUUUCCGUGCUCUAUUACCGAUGGGAACCAAAGUAAAAUGUCUUUCAGAUGCUGGUUUUUUUCUCAACACAAGAGAUGUCUCAGGAGUUCAAUACAUUAAAUCAUACUUCGAAGAUGUGGUUACUCUUCAUGGAUCAGCAAAGAACUUGCCGAGGUCAUGCACAUCAAGAUUAACUCCUGCAAUGUGUUUCUUUCCGCAAUACGUGGCUCGCCAGAUUAGAACUCCUCUGUUCAUUCUUAAUGCUGCUUACGACUCUUGGCAGAUAAAGAACAUUUUGGCUCCGCGGGCAGCUGAUCCUUACGGAAAAUGGCAAAGUUGUCAACUUGACAUCAAGAAUUGUCAUCCAAGCCAGAUCAAAGUUAUGCAAGAUUUCAGGUUAGAGUUCUUGAGUGCAGUGAUAGGUUUAGGGAGGUCUUCAUCAAGAGGAAUGUUCAUAGAUUCUUGCUACACUCACUGCCAAACCGAGACACAAACUUCAUGGUUCUGGCAAGAUUCUCCAAUUCUAAACCGAACGACAAUAGCAAAAGCUGUUGGAGAUUGGGUUUAUGACAGAACAUUGUUUCAGAAGAUAGAUUGUCCUUACCCUUGUAACCCUACUUGCCACCACAGGGUUUUCACUCCUCUAGAUGCUCCUCCAAUUUAAGAGGUUCUACUAUAUAACAUAUAUAUAGAUUUAUUAUUAUUUUUGAAAAGAAAAUAUGCUUAUAAAUGAUUGAUUGGUCAGAUAUAUAGUGAGAUAUUCAUAGGGUUUAGCUAUAGAAGAAGAGAGAGAGAAAAAGAGUGUGAUUAAUUCAAGAGUGUUGAGAAUAAGCAAUAGGAGUAAUUUUCUUCAGCACUUGUUAUGUGCUGUUUAUGUUGCUCUUUCAUUCUUAUGUAAAAUGCAAAAUUGUUUCUUUUACUCAAUUAAAUAAAGUAGCAUUAUUUUCCAGCUUUA